ACAAAAAAUAAACAUUGGAAUAUUUCUCUAUACACUUUAUCCUUUCAAAUGUCUAUCCAAUCUUUUUCUACCUCUCUCGAUUACCAUCUUUAAGAUGGUAUCAGAGCAGGAAACUAAAAAACAACCUCCAAUGGAGGUCAGCCAAAUACACACUCUCAAAUUAUUGAUCGAGACAAUCGCAAAUCUAAUUGAUUUGUACAAAUCCAACACAAACCAAAGCCAAAAUUCAUACCCGUUGAAGAAUCUCGGCGUAGGGUCCAAGCGCACAGCAGCCACAUCGACUCAGGCAAACAACCGAAGUAGAAACAUAUCCCUGCCUCCUAACGGAAACCAUAUCGAAUCUGCCCACAAGGACAAACUUCCUAAACCGAAGAAGACGUACGCCAAUGCCCUUGUUGACGGCGGAAGCAGCAACACCGGUCGACAAUUGCAUCCGUCAAAUUCAGAAGCGGCGGCGGCGGCUGAAGGAGCGACGGCUGCUGAAGGAGCUGCGUCGGCAGCGGAGGCUGCUGAAGGAGCUGCGGCGGCGGCGGCUGAAGGAGCGACGGCUGCUGAAGGAGCUGCGGCGGUGGCGGAGGCUGCUGAAGGAGCUGCAUCGGUGGGGGAGGCUGCUGAAGGAGCAGCAUCAGCGGCGGAAGCUUUGCAGCGGAGAAGAAGAAAGAAACAGGGGAUGUGCCGGAUUUUGGCAGGCGGAUAUCAAGACGGGAACGAUAGGUGGGCGUGGCACUGAGCGACAUGGUCUGUACUACGUAGAUGAGAUUGCCCAACA
Salvia splendens (bonfire salvia) is the source of this 769-nucleotide messenger RNA. RefSeq names its product trithorax group protein osa-like. The transcript is spliced from 2 exons. Bases 95 to 730 code for a protein of 211 amino acids. The record is from RefSeq and is a predicted model, not a curated record. NCBI's taxonomy places the organism in Eukaryota, Viridiplantae, Streptophyta, Magnoliopsida, Lamiales, Lamiaceae.